AUGAUGAAUUAAUCCUAAACGCGGCGGAGUUGGAAACGUGAACUCCAUUCAAUCGAGAUCGAGAGAUAGAGAGAGAAUGUUACAGUACCCGGCGUUCAUGAGGCAGUAUCCGUGGUCGACGGGGAUGAUACCGACGUCGUUUCUGCUCCCCGCCCAGUGGCCCCAACCCCACAACGACGACCUCCUCCUCGCCAUGGAAGAGUCCGAUUUCGAAGACAAGUGUAGUGAAAUCAGAAAGACAAAUAACAACAUAAUUGUGAUCGGGAAAACAACAGUUGAUAACGACAAAGAAGACUAUGACAAUGAUGUAGAUGAUGAGGAAGCUGAUAAUGCAGAGGAGUCAGAAGGCUUACCAGAAAGACUCGCUGCUAGCUGUUGACAUGUCCACGACGAUCCUCAAGCUUGCUGAGACCGGGAAACUUCAGGACCUACACGACUAGAAAGUGCAUGGUUCUGCAUGCAUGGGAGAGGGGAUCAGUAGCUUCCGAGCUCUUUUAACAAAACAGCAAGACCACCAUGAUUAAUAUAUAGCAUCAUGCAUUUUAACAAAAUUCUUGCCUCUUCCAUUUAGCAACAACCAAAAUCUUUUUAGGAGAUUAACCAUAGCUUGUACUUAAAAAAUUCUUACAACCUCAAGGCCAAGACAUAUCUGGCCAAAUCAUCAAUAGAAGACAUCUUGGCAUCUUCUGCGAACAAAGGCUAGAUUAGAGCAAGAAGCAUGACUUGGAAUCCUCAACUUCUAGAAUUUUACGGGGGAAUUCUCUAAUUCGUGAAGACUAGAGCAUUGAGCUUCCUCACCCUUUCCUGCAACUCCAAUUGCAACUAUAGCAAUAGGCAAACCUCCUUAUUUUUUCCGCACCUUUCCUACUACCAAUUGAUCGACUUCAACAUCUCCCCUCACCUUGGUAAACUGCGUCUACGCCUCUGGUUCCUCUUUAAGUAUCCAAUUGGAAAAUAUAUCCUUUUGAAUACCCCUUGAUGCCUAGAGAUUAGCACAACUUUGCAAUAUCAAAAUUAGUCAUCUUCACUUGAAAUAUUAACACGUAAGUCAUAUUCACCCUCGCCACUUGAAAUAUCAACAUACGAGUCAUAUUCACCCUCGUCAGAGUCAUCUCUGCACUUUAUCAUCAUGUGGUUGUUAUCCUCAUUCCUGUCAAAAAAAGAUGACAAGUUUAUAUCCACAUAAUUUGAGAAUGAAACAAAUUAAAGGGUACAUAAAAUAGUGUGAGUGAAUAUACAAUGAAUGCCCAAAAGUUGUGUAAAAUUUUAUAAUUUUACCUGGACUCAAAAAAUGCAUUAAGAUCUGUGAUUUCAACC
Messenger RNA from Diospyros lotus (date-plum), 1317 nucleotides. RefSeq lists its product as uncharacterized. Gene Ontology annotation, cellular component: anaphase-promoting complex. The record is from RefSeq and is a predicted model, not a curated record. The transcript is spliced from 3 exons. Lineage: Eukaryota; Viridiplantae; Streptophyta; Magnoliopsida; Ericales; Ebenaceae. Gene Ontology annotation, biological process: regulation of mitotic cell cycle spindle assembly checkpoint. Bases 77 to 379 code for a protein of 100 amino acids.